This is a messenger RNA of Octopus sinensis (East Asian common octopus), 825 nucleotides long. Its product is annotated as SCAN domain-containing protein 3-like. Bases 1 to 825 code for a protein of 274 amino acids. The record is from RefSeq and is a predicted model, not a curated record. NCBI's taxonomy places the organism in Eukaryota, Metazoa, Mollusca, Cephalopoda, Octopoda, Octopodidae. The transcript is spliced from 3 exons.
AUGGCAUUCGACGUAGAAAACAGUUUGUGUUCGAUAUUGAAAAAUACGCAUUUUAGUCUACAGUUAGAUGAGUCAAUACUUUCUGGAAAUGACUCUUUAUUACUUGCAUAUGUACGUUUUGUCAAAGAUGGCCGGAUUAUGCAGGAAUUACUUUUUGCACGAAUGCUAGAAACCAAUACUAAAGGGAAAUCAAUGUUCGACAAAGUUAACGAAUUUUUGAUUCUCAAAAAUAUACCAAUAACGAAUAUAGUUGCCUGUGCAACUGAUGGGACACCUUCCAUGAUCGUUAUUUCUUCUAUUAACAAAAUUAAAUCAAACUCGUUGAAUUCACGUCUUUUUUACCAGCUUUGUGUCGAUAAUGAUGAAGAUUUUUUACGACUUUUAAUGCAUUCAGAAGUAAGAUGGCUAUCAAAGGAUGACUGUUUGGGACAUUUCUGCGAACUAGAAGUUCCGGAAUGGAUCAUAGAUUCUUUUCAAGAUAUCGACGACGUUGAAUCUUGUUAUCAACUGGAACUAAUUGUAUUGAAAAAUGAUUGGGAAUUGAAACAAACACUCAAACAAAAGUCAUGUCAAGAUUUUUGGCUACAGGCGGAUAUUCCUGAUAAAUAUCAUGUGUUAUGGGAGAAAGCUAAAUUAUUUUUUAUCGCUUUUCCUACUUCUUACUUGGCUGAGAGAAGCUUUAGCGUUGUAUCUCAACUCGUUACCAAAAGUCGAAACCGUUUAGACGUUGCUGAGAGAGGAGAUCUACGGCUUCGUCUUAAGAACAUAAAGCCAAGUGUAGAAGAACUUGUUUCUAAAUUCAUACAACGUCAUUGUUCUCAUUGA